This is a messenger RNA of Telopea speciosissima, 1059 nucleotides long. RefSeq lists its product as uncharacterized. The record is from RefSeq and is a predicted model, not a curated record. The transcript has 4 exons. NCBI's taxonomy places the organism in Eukaryota, Viridiplantae, Streptophyta, Magnoliopsida, Proteales, Proteaceae. Bases 1 to 951 code for a protein of 316 amino acids.
AUGGGUAAAGGGGGUACGCUUAGGACUGCAAUCCGUGGGGUUGGAGGAGGAAUUCAAGAUGCUUUCUCCAGGGGUAUCUCCAUCAACACGAACAAGCCCAUUUCUCAAAUUCUCGCUCUGUCCUCCUCUUCGUCUUCUUCUGCUUCUACUUCACUCAACCUUCCCGUGUCGGAAACUUCUCCUACCGUACCGAACUGGGACUCUUGUGCUUCUUCCCACUACUUUUGUGAUGGUGAUGAAUGGGAAUGGGAGUCUGUCAAUGGAGGAGUCGUCGACCAUGAACACGACAGAGCGAACAUGAUUUUUGAUAAUUAUGUUUUUGGUGCCGUUCCUUCUCAGAACGAAGUUGAAGAUGCCGUCUCCUCUCUUAAACAGACUGUUGCCCCAGCCUUAUAUUCGCGAUUCUGUGAAGAUCAAAGUUUUUCUAGUUUGGACAAGGAUGUAACUGAUCAUACUGAAGAUCCAGCCAGGUCAGAGUUGGAUUGGAUUGAGCCUACCUUGCAUCUUUACAAUCCAAGACUGUCUCAAUCUCAUCAGUAUGGACGGGUUUAUGAUGCUUUCCAUUUACUGCAGACAGAGCCAUCUAUUCAGAGAAUGGUCAUUUCAUUAUCUUCCGAUAAAGCUGUUUGGGAUGCUGUCUUGAACAAUGAGGUGGUGAAGGAGCUCAAAGAGUCAUUCUGCAUAGUUGAAGAUGCUAAUUCCCAGAGAUCUGAUGAAAGUCCAGACAGAGCAGCAAGCAUACUGAAGUGGAUAUUGAACAACACGAAGGCAAAAGUUCUGGAACUAAUUGAGAAGCUUAGACAGCUCGUGAAUGAGGUGUUUCAACCCCCUCAGAAGGAGAAAAACACAUCAGCAACCACAGAUCUCUUUGAAAACAGGCUGAGAACUUCUCUUCUACUCUCCAUUGUGGUUCUCCUGAUUGUGGUUGUGACUCGAGCCCACAGGGUUUAAUUUGCCGACAUGAAACAGGGUUCAUUCCAUCAUUCGACGACAUGAAACCUGGGAGUCGCUUUCCCGGCCAUCUCCCUACUUUAAUGUGGAUAUCAUACCUUGAUUUUU